Messenger RNA from Manihot esculenta (cassava), 1951 nucleotides. RefSeq names its product (-)-germacrene D synthase-like. The record is from RefSeq and is a predicted model, not a curated record. Gene Ontology annotation, biological process: diterpenoid biosynthetic process. Gene Ontology annotation, molecular function: terpene synthase activity; magnesium ion binding. The coding region runs from base 56 to 1714 and encodes 552 amino acids. Lineage: Eukaryota; Viridiplantae; Streptophyta; Magnoliopsida; Malpighiales; Euphorbiaceae. The transcript has 7 exons.
UUUGCAGAUCUUUAUCAUUUUAUUACAACCACUUACCCCGCAUCAGAUUAAGAAAAUGCAGAUUCAAAUUUCAGCUUCUGCUCACCCUCCCAAUGCCAAAACUGCUGAUGUUAAACGUCGAUCUGCAGGUUAUCAACCUAGCAUUUGGGGGGACCAUUUCCUUUCAAACAACUAUCACUCUCUGCAGAAUACAAAUGACGGAAUGUAUGAACAUCAUGCGAAACUCAAGCAAGAAGUGAGGAGUGUGCUGAUGAUGAAUGUGGAUAAACUUUCACACAAAAUAGAUUUGAUCGAUUCAAUCCAGCGCCUCGGCGUGUCUUACCAUUUUGAAACUGAAAUUGAUGAAAUUCUAAAAGAGAUUAGCUCUGAAUCUGAUGAUCAUAUUAAUGACCUAUAUGCAAUUGCUCUCAAGUUUCGGCUGGUUAGACAACAAGGCUACAACAUGUCCAGUGAUGUUUUUAACAAGUUCAAGGACAGCCAAGGGAACUUCAAGGAUGCCCUUGUCAAUGACCACCGAGGAAUGCUAAGCUUGUAUGAAGCUACGCAUCUCAGGGUGCACGGAGAAGACAUUUUAGAAGAAGCACUAGCUUUCACUACUGCUCACCUUGAGUCCAUGGUUACCCCAGGUAUGCCCUUCGCACCGCAAAUUACCCAUGCUUUAAAGCAGCCUAUUCGGAAGGGCUUGCCCAGACUAGAGGCAAGGCGUUACUUCUCUAUCUACGAAGGAGAAUCUUCAUGUAAUCCAGUUCUGCUAUCUUUUGCUAAGUUGGACUUCAAUAUAUUGCAAAAACAACAUCAGAAGGAACUGAGUGACAUUGCAAAGUGGUGGAAAGAAUUAGACUUUGCAAACAAGCUUCCUUUUGCAAGAGACAGAAUUGUCGAAUGCUACUUCUGGAUUUUGGGGGUUUACUUUGAGCCUGAAUAUUCUCCGGCUAGAAGGAUUCUAACCAAAGUGAUUGCUAUGACCUCAAUUAUGGACGAUAUUUAUGAUGUAUAUGGAACACCUGAAGAACUUGAGCUCUUUACAGCAGCAGUCGAAAGGUGGGAUAUUAGCGCAAUAGAUCAGCUGCCAGAGUACAUGAAAGAAUAUUACAAGGCAUUUCUAAAUGUAUAUACAGAAAUUGAAAAAAACUUGUUCGAUCAAGAAAAAUUAUACCGUUUUUAUUAUGCUAAAGAAGCAAUGAAAUAUCAAGUUAGAGCUUACUUCAUGGAAUCCAUAUGGUUCCACCAGAAACACUUACCGACGACAGAGGAGUACAUGUCCAUCGCAUUAACUACCUCAGGCUAUGCACUAAUGGCAGUUACAUCCCUUGUUGGAAUGGGAGAUAUCGUAACAAAAGACUCAUUUGAUUGGUUAUUUACUGAACCUAAGAUGGUUACAGCCUCAGAAAUCAUUGCUAGACUCAUGGAUGACAUUGUAUCCCACGAGUUUGAGCAAAAGAGAGGACACUCGGCGUCCAGCAUUGAGUGCUACAUGAAACAAUAUAGAGCUACGAAAGAAGAAGCUGUACAAGAAUUUAAAAAAUGGGUUGUAAGUGCAUGGAAGGAUAUUAAUGAAGAGUGUCUGUAUCCGACUUCCGUCCCUAUGCAUGUCCUAACGAGAAUUCUCAAUCUUUCACGAGUAAUGGAUGUUGUGUACAAGAAUGAAGAUGGCUACACACAUGCUGGAGUGUUAAAAGAUUUUGUGUCUUCUCUACUCGUGGAUCCUGUAUAACAUGAGCAAGUGGGGUUAUUUAGGAAGUGUCGUUUUUUAUAAUUAUGUUGUGGUUAGCUAGUGUGGUAGACUAUUAAGAAUAUGGGCAAAUAUGAAUCCGGUCCGGUUAAAGGAGCUUGAAAUGAAAACUUCAAUUGGUUUGCAAUGUUUGCAUGUAACUUAUAAUGUGUAAGAAGUGCCUGUCGGGGUAGUGAAGCUCUCCCUUUUUGAGUUUAUCACGAAAAAUAUUUUUUGUAA